Messenger RNA from Arabidopsis lyrata subsp. lyrata, 2188 nucleotides. RefSeq lists its product as uncharacterized. NCBI's taxonomy places the organism in Eukaryota, Viridiplantae, Streptophyta, Magnoliopsida, Brassicales, Brassicaceae. Bases 453 to 1892 code for a protein of 479 amino acids. The transcript has 8 exons. The record is from RefSeq and is a predicted model, not a curated record. Gene Ontology annotation, cellular component: plasma membrane.
UGAUGAAAAUGAUGAUGAUGAGUCAUCACUUUUUGAAGCCCAUGCCUAAUUACGGUAAAAUGAAAAAGGUGUUUUAAGGAAAUAAGAAAAAAAAAAAAAAACACAGUGAAAGGUUAAGAGAGAAAGGUAAAGUAAGAAGUCUCUCAAGUUUCUCUUUUUGCUUUCCCUUUUGUGUGGUUCAUUCAGCUCUCAGUCUUCUUCUUCUUCUGCUAUAACGCUCUUCUCCACCACCGUAAUCGAUUUUCGAUUGUCUCCGACGAAGAGAAGCUGACACGACGACGGCUUUCAAUUUCUACUGAGGAAAAGGCUCUCUACCUUUAUGCUCGGAGAAAAUGGUUUGAUUUUCGAGGAUGAUGAAUAUUUCAGGUUGUUGUAGGAGUGUUUUUGCCAGCCUUGGUGCUGGUCAUGGCUUUUAUCUGACUACCGUUUGUGCCUUUUGAUGAAACUAAAUAAUGCCCCGGGGAGAGUUAGCUAUGGGCUCUUUAGAGACUGUUUCUUGGCUUAAGGGUUGUUUGGUUUAUCGCUUCUUGUUAUUUAUUAUCUGGUUAUCAAGCUUCCAAGAUGUAGCUGCACAUGAUAAGCUUAAUGAGCAUAGUAGCAGAUCGACAACUUCUGAAUUGGCAAAUCCACCUGGCAUUGGAGUAUCUGGUCCCAUUCAAGUAUCGCCGUCCGUAAUUCCCAAAUAUGCAUCUCCUGCUCUACCUUGGAUACCACCAAUGUACCCUACUUUUCCUGAUACAUAUGAACCCAAGUUAACUGGCAAAUGUCCUACAGACUUUCAAGCAAUUUCUAGUGUUUUCGAUACAGCAGCUUCUGAUUGUUCCCAACCGUUUGCUGCACUUGUUGGGAACGUGAUAUGUUGUCCACAGUUUGUUAGCUUACUUCAUAUUUUUCAAGGACAGCACAACGUGGAGUCAGAUAAGUUGGUUCUGCCUGAUGCAGUUGCUACAUAUUGUUUUUCAGAUAUAGUUAGUAUCCUGGUCAGUAGAAGAGCCAACAGGACAAUACCUGCACUUUGCUCUGUAAAAUCAUCAAAUCUAACUGGAGGUUCUUGUCCAGUAACAGAUGUCACAACGUUCGAGAAAGUUGUUAACAGUAGCAAAUUACUGGAUGCCUGUCGCACUGUUGAUCCUCUUAAGGAGUGUUGUAGGCCUAUUUGCCAACCUGCAAUUAUGGAAGCUGCGCUUAUUAUUUCGGGACACCAAAUGACAGUUGGUGAUAAGAUCCCUUUAGGAGGAUCAAAUAACGUCAACACAAUUAAUGACUGCAAAACUGUGGUGUUUUCAUAUCUUUCCAGGAAGCUUCCAACAGACAAAGCAAACGCCGCAUUUAGAAUUUUAUCAUCCUGCAAAGUUAACAAAGCUUGCCCGUUGGAAUUUAAGGAGCCAACGGAAGUGAUCAAGGCUUGUCGUAAUGUGGCUGCUCCAAGCCCUUCUUGCUGUAGCUCGUUGAAUGCGUACAUCUCUGGGAUACAGAACCAAAUGCUAAUAACAAACAAGCAGGCCAUAGUCUGUGCAACAGUCAUCGGUUCUAUGUUGCGGAAAGGUGGUGUUAUGACAAAUAUCUAUGAGCUUUGUGAUGUCGAUCUCAAAGAUUUCAGUGUCCAGGCAUAUGGAAUGCAACAAGGUUGUCUUCUGCGAAGCUAUCCUGCAGACUUGAUAUUUGACAACACAUCAGGCUACAGCUUUACAUGUGAUUUGACAGACAACAUUGCUGCUCCAUGGCCAUCUUCAUCGUCAAUGACUUCUUUGUCUCUCUGCGCUCCAGAGAUGUCAUUACCUGCCUUGCCAACAUCUCAGACUAUUAAAAAUCACGGGUUUCGCAAUGGUGGGGUUGGAGCGUUUCGUGUCAUUAUUUGGGUAUUCCUUGUGUAUGUUGUUGUGAGACAUUAAAAUGAGAUUUAGGAGGAGGGUUUUGUUUUUGGUAGUCAGUGAGGACUUUGGAUAAAACAAUGGUAAGCUCAAUUUUCUUCUGUAUAUGUUUCGUAAUAGGGCAAGUGUGUUAUGUAGUAGUAAUAUCUUUCUCAAAUCUCAUGUUGUAUAGUAGCAUUUUUCUCUCAAAUCUCAUGUUGUAUAGUAGCAUUUUUCUUCUCUGCUUCUGUUUCCCUCAUCCUUGUUAUGUUCUUUUUAUUUUUCACAUUUGGUUAUUCAUUUUGGCUUUGGGAAUUAAAGAUGAGAUUCUGAAUCAA